AUGCAGUCUUCUUCUUUUACACCUGAAUGUGAUGAGCAUUUGAAGCCUAAAGUGGGUAUGACAUUUGAAGGACUCGAGGCCGUGGCGAAGUUCUACAAGGCAUAUGCACAUCAAUCAGGUUUUGGCGUUCGUAUUGGACAGCAGAAAAAGAUUGAGAAUAAGGUGGUCCGGACUAAGCGUUUCAUGUGUAAUAGAGAAGGAUUCAAGUCAAAAGAUAUUAAGGAGAUUAAUGACCCCUUGAGGAAAAGACGUAAGCAGACAGACACGCGAUGCGGUUGUGAUGCCCAUAUAUUUGUUAAACUUUGUGGGGAGAACACCUACAAGAUAGACUCAUGGAUUGAGCAUCAUGUUCAUGGUCUUGUAUCACCUGAUAAGCGUCAUUUGAUCAGAUCCAAUCGUAGAGUUAGUGAGAGGGCAAAGAAUACUUUAUACACAUGUCAUAAAGCAAGCAUUGGAACCUCCCAGGCAUACAGGCUCCUGCAAGUUAGCGAGGGUGGAAUUCCGAAUGCUGGGUGCACAAAGAGGGACUUCCAAAAUUACUAUCGCGGACUCAGGUAUAAAAUCAGAGACGCAGAUGCUCAAAUGUUUGUGGCCCAAUUAGCUAGAAAGCAGGAAGUGAAUUCAGCAUUUUUCUAUGAUUUUGAGGUGAAUGAUGAGGGGAACCUGGUGCGUGUGUUCUGGGCGGAUGCCACAAGUAGGAAGAACUAUAGUCACUUUGGUGAUGUGAUAUCCUUCGAUUCUACAUACACCACUAAUCAGUACAACAUGAUAUUUACACCAUUUACAGGGGUUAAUCAUCACUUACAAAGUGUCCUUUUUGGUGCUGGAUUCUUAUCAAAUGAGAAGGAUGAGUCAUACAUUUGGUUAUUUCAGACCUUCCUAAAAGCAAUGGGAGGGGUAGCACCUAGACUCAUCAUAACUGAUGAAGCUGCUAGCAUCAAGAAUGGUAUUGACAAAGUUCUUCCAGCCACUAUGCAUAGGUUAUGCAUGUGGCAUAUAAUGGAAAAGGUGCCUGAAAAAGUUGGACCUUUGAUUAGAGAAGAUUCUGAAUUUUGGCCGAGGUUGAACUCAUGUGUUUGGGGUUCAGAAACUGCAAGUGAGUUUGAAUCACAAUGGAAUUCCAUCAUUACAGAUUUUGGGUUGGAGGAUAACGAGUGGUUAGCUAAGAGGUUUACCAUUAGAGAUACAUGGAUACCAGCCUACUUUAUGGAUAUAUCUCUUGCGGGCUUGCUCCAAACCACUUCAAGGUCAGAAAGUGCAAAUUCUUUUUUCAACCAUUUCAUUCAUCGUAGGCUUGCUUUUGUUGAGUUCUGGCUUAGGUUCGACACGGCUUUAGAAUGCCAACGUGAGGAAGAAUUAAUGGCAGACAAUAGAAGCAUGCAUACCACCCCACAACUAUUUACGCCAUGGACAAUGGAGAAACAAGGUAGUGAGGUAUUCACAUAUGAGGUAUUCGAGAAAUUUCAGCUACAAGUUAUUGCUGCUAGAGAUCAUUGUUGUGUUCAGGGUAUUGCACAGGGUGUGGGGUUAAAAAUGGUGACCCUGAGAGGUCGAUCUGAUAAGGUGUUGAGGAUUGAGAACCAAAACGAGCUUCCCAACUACUACAUUAUGAAAAGAUGGAAGAAACGGUGCAAGAGGGAGAAUGUUUAUGAUGAACAGGGGAACCUACUAGAAGAAAAGCCCACAGAUUCACUAGAUGCAGCCACGAGAAAGAAGAUUUCGACUGUACGUGAUAAGAUGGAAGAGCUGAUUCAAAAGGCAAAGCACUCAAAUGAAGGCAUGGACUUCUUAACAUCAAGUGUGUUGAGCAUUGAGGCGCCUUUAGACCAAAUGGUCCCUACAGCCACACAGAACACUAGGCAAGAGGAAUAUGAGGCUUUUAUUGGUUGUAAUAUUCCUACAGAAGUUCAUAUACAUCCACCAACUGAUGUUCGUACCGUGGGGAGAUGCAAAAGAAUAAAGAGUGGAAAGGAGAUCAAGGAGGGUGAUAGGAAAAGGAAGGACAAAGAAGCAAAGUUAAAGGUUGCACGCUUGUGCAAGACAUGCAAGCAAAUGGUGUUUCAUGAUAGUCGCAAUUGUCCAAGCAAAACUAUUCAAGGGAAAAGGAGCUUGAUUGCGGAAGAUGUGCAACCAAAUGGUGCUUCCUGA
Messenger RNA from Aegilops tauschii subsp. strangulata, 2148 nucleotides. The record is from RefSeq and is a predicted model, not a curated record. NCBI's taxonomy places the organism in Eukaryota, Viridiplantae, Streptophyta, Magnoliopsida, Poales, Poaceae.